AUCCGCCACACAUCACUUCCUGGGCUUUAAAAAACGGGGAAAAAAAAUCCAGCUAAGCGGGUCCUGUCCUAUCCUGACCCGGGUUCGGGGCCGUACCCGGGUGCCGCCGCUGCCUGCGCCGACACCAUGAAGGCUCAGCCCGCGGCAGCCUCCGUCCUCUGCCUGUGCCUGGUGCUGGCGGCCUGCGCUGCCUCCGCCGCGGGAGGGCUCGGAAAGGGUUUUGGAGAUCAUAUUCAUUGGAGAACACUAGAAGAUGGGAAGAAAGAGGCAGCAGCCAGUGGUUUGCCUCUUAUGGUUAUCAUCCACAAGUCCUGGUGUGGAGCUUGCAAAGCUUUAAAGCCAAAGUUUGCUGAAUCCAAGGAGAUCUCUGAACUUGCCCAUAAUUUUGUUAUGGUCAACCUUGAGGAUGAUGAAGAGCCAAAGGAUGAAGCCUUUAGUCCUGAUGGAGGUUACAUUCCCAGAAUCCUUUUUAUGGACCCCAGUGGAAAAGUCCAUCCAGAAAUCAUAAAUGAGAGAGGAAAUCCCAGCUACAAGUAUUUCUAUACCAAUGCUGACCAAGUUGUCCAAGGGAUGAAGGAGGCCCAGGAGAAGCUGACAGGCGAUGCUUUCAAACAAAAGCACCUGGGAGAUGAACUAUAAUGAAUACACUGAAUGAUACCUUCUCAUCACUUCAAAACUAAGAGGAAAUGAUUAAACAGACAAAGAAUGUAGAUGCACUGAAGGGACAUAAUUCCCCUGUCAACAAUGUUAGGUUAAACCCUGUUUGGAAUUCACACACACACAACAGUUACAGUGUUUUCUCUGCCUGGCAGUUUGCACCGUGGUGGUUCUUUGCAACUGGGUAAUGUGCAAACACAUCUCUGUGUGUUUGAGCAACCACUAAUACUUGGUGUUAAAAGGGAGGUGUGUAGGGAAAACACCAUUUGAGGGCAAUGUGAUGGGAAAAACUAGAAGUAGCCAUCAUUUUGACACUGAUCAGGGUUGAAUCUCUCUUUUCUCACUGGUAUUAUGUGAUCCCAUCGUUUUUACUGGGCAUUCCCAUCACUGGGGCAUGUUCCUGGGCCAGUUGUUUUCUAGGUAUCCAAAACCAUGAAUUCUCCCACCACCAAGAAGAAUACAUUUCAUGAAUGUCCAAGUAGCAUGUUAAUUAUCAGCUCUGCAAAUGUAUUUUUGUGUAAAACUGUGUGAUUCAUCUUUAUUUGCCUUUGGGCAGAAAUUUAACUUUUUCCUUACGCACUCACCUUUUGAUUGUUUCAUCAAGUGAGGGUGGGUUAUGUUGAAGCUUUAUGGGGUUUCCCCUUUUAUUUGAAUGUUUUUGGCGAAUGCCUUGCCAUCACAUUGUACUGUAUUUUUGUACCAGGGUGAAAAAAUUAAACCUUUUUAAACAUAA
This is a messenger RNA of Prinia subflava (tawny-flanked prinia), 1390 nucleotides long. It is a transcript of the gene TXNDC12, whose product is annotated as thioredoxin domain containing 12. The record is from RefSeq and is a predicted model, not a curated record. Lineage: Eukaryota; Metazoa; Chordata; Aves; Passeriformes; Cisticolidae. Bases 127 to 639 code for a protein of 170 amino acids. Gene Ontology annotation, cellular component: endoplasmic reticulum. The transcript has 7 exons.